GUCGCCCUGGCCCUGUUUAGAGAUAUCUACAGAAAGGUUCUAUUUUCCUAAUUUUUGUGGCGCACUUUUUAGAAGAAAUCUAUAGAAAAGGGGACGAUCGAUGCCACCAAAGCACUGUUUUUGGAGAAAUCUGUAGAAGGUCGUCGCCCAAGAUUGAGCUGCCUUUGUUUUUCUUUUCUUCUCCGCCAACCUUGCUUGCGAAAUCUGGAUGGUAGCAUGCCAUUGAGGAGAAGUUGCAAUUCAGUUUUGCUCUUCAUUGAAAUUGGUUCGGUCAUUCUUAAUUUGAUUUUUACAAUGAUUCUUUAUUAGUUUUUCUUAUUUAUGGUUGUUCAGAACUUAUUUAUUUGUAGCUAAAUUUUUUGAACUAAGCAAAAUUUGCUAAGUUGAGGGACUUAAAAAGGGAAAAGAAUUUGGAUAAAGGGAUGGCUUCUUUUCUUUUUCUCCUUUUUCUUUCUUUCUUUUCUUCUUCCCAGCCCGCGUGUUCUGCUCCUCUUUUUCUUCCCCUGCACCGAGCAAAAAAAGAAAGGGGGAAACAAGCAAGCCGACAGCCUCCCAUGAAGAGAAACCGGUUGAAAGCUUGAAGAUUUCUCCUUCUUUUCUUGUUCUAAAACCCAGAAAUUCUCCCCCCCUGUUGGAAAAUCCGGAUCUGCUGCUGCUUCCUCCUCCUCACCGCCGGCUGCUCCUGCUUUGUGGGGGUGAAUUGCUCGGUUUUUUGAUCCCACCGGCCUCCUCCCCAAACUGCACCUCCGAUUUUAGAUGGAGAAUUAUGGUUCUUGAUCCUUGGGGUGCUUUAGUACGUGAAUUGAGUGCUCGGUUUUAUGCGAGUGAGAUAUGGGACGAGGUACUUGAGGUGCAUCAUCCUAUAAACAACAGAUUGAUCCACAAGCAGAACCACAAAAGCAACUUCAUCGUCUUAUUCAGAGGCCUUAUAGGGCUGUUCCUACACCAUAGCAAUUGCCCAACUUAAGCCAACCUCCCGCACUGCAACAGCUUUCCAAUUGGACUCAACUUUCCACACAAUAGUAGCAAUAGCAACCCAUUGUUAUCCAACUAGCAUUGGUUAACGACCAGUACCCUAGUGAUGAUGCAACAAUGGAGGAGGCAAUGAAGAAAGUAAUUUGGAGGCUGACUUGGAUGCUAAAUUUGUUGUGCAUGAUCCUGAGUUAGAUGCUUAGCUAUCCAAGGAGCUAUCACAUGCUGUCCUAAAGACAGGACAUGGAAUGGAUAAGGGAGAUGAUGCUCUAGUAGACCUAUGUUAAAGAAAGUUGCUUAGCCUAAAUCGCUGAGGCACAUUCAGCUAUGAGAGGUUUGGAAGGACUACAACAGUAAUAUAGAAGUACUUAUAUAAUGAGCCAGUGCUUUUUUGGUUUAGUUGGUUUGAGGAAAAGAUCAGCAAGUGAUGGGGUUGAAAUCCUUGAUAACCGACCUGAGGAUGAAACCCGAGCCACUCCGGGUGAAGAUGUUGAGGAGGUACAGAUUGAUGAAACAGACCCGAACAGGAAAACACAGAUAGGAACACGAUUGAACCUCGAGGAGAGAGCAGAGUUGAUAGCCUUUCUCCGAGCUAACAAAGAUGUUUUUGCAUGGACCUCAGCAGACAUGCCGGAAAUUCCUACCUCGGUAUCUCAACACAAACUCAGCACCAAUCCACUCAAGAAACUAGUGGCCCAGAAGCGAUGCCUUUUUGGAGGGGAGAGGUUAAAGGUCAUCAAAGAAGAAGUUGAAAAACUCUUACAAGCUGGCUUCGUCAGACAGGUCAAUUAUUGUGAAUCGGUCGCCAAUCUUGUGUUGGUGAAAAAAGCAAAUGGCAAAUGGCAAAUGGCAAAUGGCGGAUUUGCAUCGAUUACACUAACCUCAACUAGGCAUGUCCAAAAGACUGUUCCAAUGGCUCUUGAAGAUGAAGAAAAAACCUCGUUCUAUGCCGGCGAUGAAAUCUACUGCUACGUAAUGAUACCCUUCGGUUUAAAGAAUGCCGCUGAAAGCCAUUUAACUGACCUCGAGGAGACAUUCAACAAUCUCAGAAAGAACAGAAUGAGGUUGAAUCCAGCAAAAUGCAUCUUCGGUGUGGAGUCAGGAAAAUUUCUAGGCUUCAUGGUGUCCAAAAGGGGGGUUGAGGUUAACCCCGAGAAGAUCAAAGUAAUAGCCGAGAUGGAACCACCGAAGUCAAUAAAAGAUGUACAGAGGCUGAUAGGGAGAGUAGCAGCUCUUCAUAGAUUCAUCUCGAAAUCAACAAAUAAAUGCUUACCAUUCUUCAAGAUCAUGAGAUUGGCAGCCCAGAAGGAUGAAUCUGGCAUACAAAAGAAAUUCGAAUGGAAUUCAAAAUGCCAAGCUGCAUUUGACGAGCUGAAGUCUUAUCUUAGCUCACCCCUUUUGCUGACAAAGCCUAACGAUGGAGAAAUCCUUUACUUGUACCUCGGCAUAUCAGAUGAAGCUAUUAGUUCUAUGCUAGUGAGAGAAGAAGGGAAGCAACAGAAGCCAGUUUAUUACACCAGCAGUGUGUUACAUGGAGCUGAAAUCAGAUGUUCUAUUGCUGAGAAAGCAGCCUUAGCGCAGAAGUCAGCAAUCCGAGCUCAGGCCCUUGCAGAUUUCAUAGUAGAAUGCACCUCGACUCACUCUGAUUCCCAGCCCGAGCUAGAUAGCUGGAUUUUGUAUGUUGAUGGAGCAUCAAGUAACAAAGGUUCUGGUGCUGGUGCAAUCCUACUUGGCCUAGAUGGAUCGGUCUUUGUUGAAAUUCUGGACGAGCCUAGCUUCUUAAAGCCAAAAAUGACGGUGAUCAACACAAAUCCUAGCACACUGAGCUGGAUGGAUCCAAUUAUCUCAUUUUUACGAGAUGGAAUAGUGCCUGCAGAUAAACAAGAAGAAAUGAGGUUGAGGAAGAAAGCAUCUCGGUAUACCCUUGUUAAUGAAAUCCUCUACAAGAGAUCUUUUUCACUCCCUCUACUCCGUUGCUUGAACCCUUAUGAGGCUGAAUACGCACUUCGGGAGGUGCAUGAAGGUGUCUGCGGAAGUCAUAUUGGUGCUCGGACCUUAGCUCAUAAAGUCCUUAGACAAGGAUAUUAUUGGCCCAACAUGUAUAAAGAUGCCAUUCAAUUCGCACAGAGGUGUCAGAAAUGUCAAUUCUUUGCAUACUUAAUCCACCAGCCAGCAGAAGAGCUCACUAAUCUAGUAGCACCUUGGCCAUUUUCUCAGUGGGGACUUGGUCUUUUAGCUCGGCCAUUAUCCAGUCUUACCUCCAAGAAGGUCGAAGACUUUAUUUUCAACUCAAUCAUCUACAGAUAUGGGAUCCCGAAUCAGAUUGUGGCUGAUAAUGGAACUCAAUUCAACUGCUCCUCAUUCAGAGAUUUAUGCUCUAGUUAUGGGAUCAAAUUGCAGUUCACCUCGGUGUACCACCCGGAAUCUAAUGGGAUGGUAGAAUCUGUCAACAAGGCAUACAGAACCACAAGCCGAACUGUCACAGGUGAAACACCCUAUCACCUAGCCUUUGGUACCAAAGCAGUCAUUCCUAUCGAGAUAGGAGUCCCAAGCUUCAGGGUCACCCAUUUCGAUGAAGGACGAAAUGGACAACUGCUUCGGGAGAACCUUGAUUUGCUUGACGAAGUCAGAGAGGAAGCGCGACUUCGAAGUCUAGUUUACAACCAUAAAAUAGCUAACUUCUACAACAAACGAGUUCGACCCCGAACAUUCAAAGUAGGAGACCUCGUUCUCAGGAAAGCUGGUCUAACGGGGUUCGAAACUCAAUUCGGAAAGUUAGCACCAAACUGGGAAGGCCCCUACACUGUAGCUGAAGUGUCGCACCCAGGUGCUUAUAUCCUACGGGACACUAAAGGCAAAAAGGUUCCUAGAGUCUGGAAUGUCAAUAACUUGAAGAAACUUUACCCUUAAUACACUUCUUUCUAGUGAACUUUGUCUUAUUUUUAUAAUUGUCAUUAUUCUCUCUUUCUGCUCAAUGUAUAUACGAGCUCAAUUCAUUUAUCUCUACCCUUCUAUACGUUGAAAGUGAAUUUCACUUAUUCCUGAAGUUAAUUCAUUGUGACUUAUUUAGUCACUUCACUUUUUGGGUUACAAUUUUAUUAAUCAAUUACACUUUACUUU
Messenger RNA from Rubroshorea leprosula, 4092 nucleotides. Lineage: Eukaryota; Viridiplantae; Streptophyta; Magnoliopsida; Malvales; Dipterocarpaceae. The record is from the annotation of a GenBank genome assembly.